AUCCGUCUCAGCCUCACCUCGACCACUCUCUCCCAGAUCUUCACCAACCUUCUUUGUAAACAAAGAAUAAUCUCUUGUGCUUUGUUGAAAACCAGAAGAAGUCAAAGCUGUAGAGACUGUUUCCUUGCAUAAUUCUAAUUGUAAAUCUUUGGAACCUCAGAAGAUUGAAACAACAUUUUCAUCUCACCUCUUAGGCAUUUCCAACUUGAAAAGGAAUUAUACUAUACUACAUUAUUUUCCUUUUUUCCUCCUAUAAAUCUGCCUUGUGUAGAUUACAUCGAUAAAAGAGUAGUACAUCGUUUAAAUUUGAUAUAUAAAGCAGCACAUCGUUUCUGUGAUACAGGGAAAUCUGAACAGAUGAACAGCCCGGACAAUGAGACACUGAUCGACAGCAAAAUGUUUGUUUCCAGUGGAAUGCAAAUCAAAGAAGCACUACAUAUGCAGCUAGAAGUCCAGAGGCGUAUUCACAAGCAACUAGAGAUUCAGCGAAAAUUACAACUGAGGAUCGAAGAACAAGGAAAACAACUGACCAAAAUGUUUGAACAACAACAACAACAAAAAACCACCAGGAGCCUCAUGUAGAUGCGAAACUCAAGCAUUUCAUCGCGAUGAUGAAGAUUUCGUUAUAGAAAGCUUCGAUAAUUCCCAUUUUCCAUCUAAAAUUAGUUACUAUGACAUGUAAACAACAUCAGGUUGACAUGUUCUUUUCAGUUAACUGCUACUAUUUAAAAUAAAGUUGAUCAUAUUAGCACU
Molecule: messenger RNA, 753 nt
Organism: Capsicum annuum
Lineage: Eukaryota; Viridiplantae; Streptophyta; Magnoliopsida; Solanales; Solanaceae
Product: myb family transcription factor PHL5-like
Exons: 3
Coding region: 358-582 (74 amino acids)
Molecular function (GO): DNA-binding transcription factor activity
Source: RefSeq, a predicted model, not a curated record